Danio aesculapii is the source of this 950-nucleotide messenger RNA. Its product is annotated as inosine-uridine preferring nucleoside hydrolase-like. The record is from RefSeq and is a predicted model, not a curated record. The coding region runs from base 180 to 827 and encodes 215 amino acids. The transcript is spliced from 3 exons. Lineage: Eukaryota; Metazoa; Chordata; Actinopteri; Cypriniformes; Danionidae. Gene Ontology annotation, molecular function: hydrolase activity, hydrolyzing N-glycosyl compounds.
UUUGAAUGAAAUAUUUAUGAUGCUGCCAUGUGCAUUUAAUAGAUGUCUUAUUCUAGAGUUUAAUGGUGAUGAUGGUAAAUAUUAAUAAGACGCAUCAAAAAAAGGUUGAGAAGCAUUGACGGAGAACAUUUGAAAAGAAAUGAACAUGACCUUUUCUCCUGUGUUGUGCCCUCUUGUGGAUGACUAUGGUAUGCACUUGUCUGUUCACUGACACACAGGUAUCUCUCAUAGCUCUUGGUCCCCUCACCAACUUGGCUUUGGCUGUUAGAUUAGAUCCCGGCCUCCCUCAGAAACUCAAGGACCUGUAUGUAAUGGGCGGUAACAUGGAAGGCAAGGGGAAUAUGACGCCAUCGUCAGAGUUUAAUUUCAGGAUGGAUGCUGAAUCAGCUUAUGUAGUCUUGGAGGAAUACACCUGCCCGACACACAUCGCAACCUGGGAGUUUACUUGCAGAAACAAACUAUCUUGGGAGUAUUUUGAGGAACUGGUUAAUCAGAAAACAUCAGUUGCUCAAUUCAUAAAGAAGAUCACGUCCAAGUGCUGGGCCUAUUCAAGAGAUUUUAACUCCAGCAACAACAAGGACGUGCUCUUCGGGCAAGGGUUUGUCCCCUAUGAUGCCUUCGCCGUGGCAGCCUGUCUGGACAGCAGUGUGAUCACAGAGAGUUUACGGUGUGCUGUACGUGUGGAGGUACGGGGUGAACUGGGACGAGGCAUGAUGAUUGUGGACGCAGCCAAUACACUUAAGAAAGGCCAUCUUGCUUUUGUGAUGAGGACGUGUGACCUUAAAAAGUUCAGCUCGAUGCUCAAUGCUUCUUUUCAAAUAGCAUAGAAAUAAAGCUCAUUGCUGUGCUUUUGUAUUCCAAUAUUUCGAUCUUCAGAUGUCCGCUGAAAAUGAAAACUUGCUGUUAAUGUGCUAACAAUUCUGUAAAACAUUAAAGGUUUUUAGCUGAAA